Messenger RNA from Oryctolagus cuniculus (rabbit), 2448 nucleotides. It is a transcript of the gene MREG, whose product is annotated as melanoregulin. The record is from RefSeq and is a predicted model, not a curated record. Lineage: Eukaryota; Metazoa; Chordata; Mammalia; Lagomorpha; Leporidae. Gene Ontology annotation, biological process: melanosome transport; melanocyte differentiation. Gene Ontology annotation, cellular component: melanosome.
AGUCCCCGCUUCCUCCUUAGAGGGCAGCAGCGCGGCGUCUCCGGGACGCAUGCGCCCCAACCUGCGCCCCGGGAAUUAAGAGAGGACCAAAACACAAACAAACAAAAUCAACAGAACACGCUCCCAACAGCAAACCCCGAGGGGACAAAGGCGCGCGGCCCGCAGCCCCCCUGGGCCGCGGAGGCGCCUCGGCCCUCGGCCGCGUCCCCAGCCCUGGCGUGAUGCGCACGGCCCGGCCCGCGACGCCCGGGCCGCCGCUGUCCCCGUACCUGGACGCCGGCGCGGUGGCCGCGCCCCAGCCGCGAUCGCUCGCCUCGCGCGCGCCCUCCGAGGCUCCUGGCGCCAGAGCGGGCGGCCGCUCUCCAUGGGGCUGAGGGGCUGGCUGAGGACCGUGUGCUGCUGCUGCUGCCCUAGCAAGUGCCUGGAGGAGCCCGCCCUGCUCGAGAAGGAGCCCCUGGUCAGUGGCAACAACCCGUAUUCCUCAUUUGGAGCAACUCUGGCAAGGGAUGAUGAAAAGAACUUAUGGAGUCUGCCUCAUGACGUGUCCCACACAGAGGCUGACGAUGACAGAAUCCUGUACAAUCUGAUAGUCAUUCGUAAUCAGCAGGCAAAGGACUCCGAGGAGUGGCAAAAACUCAACUAUGAUAUCUAUUCCUUGCGGCAGAUUCGAAGGGAAGUGAGAAACAGAUGGAAACACAUUUUAGAAGAUUUAGGUUUUCAAAAGGAAGCAGACUCUUUGUUGUCUGUGACCAAACUCAGCACCAUCAGUGAUUCCAAAAACACCAAGAAGGCUCGAGAGAUGUUGUUAAAACUGGCUGAAGAGACCAACAUUUUCCCAACAAAUUGGGAGCUUUCGGAAAGAUAUCUCUUUGUUGUGGACCGUCUCAUUGCUCUUGAUGCUGCAGAAGAAUUCUUUAAAAUUGCUAGUCAGACUUACCCCAGGAGGCCUGGAGUCCCCUGCCUGGCAGAUGGCCGGAAGGAACCUCACUACUGUCCAUUUCCAAGUCCCUAGAGGAGCACUCAGAGGCAGAAUGGCAGUUCUUCACUGGGAUUCAACAGCUACCCAAACUGGACAACUGUGUGUCAGAGAGUGGACAAGUACAGGGCUUGCUAAUGAAAAAAUGAUUCUGAAUUCUACAAAUAUGUGAGGCCUCCCUGAAGACCUUACCCUCUGAAAUGUUCUGGUUGCAUUGAAACACCCUGGUGACCUUUCAUUGAGAGAGAACUGGUCAGUGAGAUAGUUCAUUAUGGAUGAUUAGAUUCCAAGAGUCCAGUGCUCCAGUUUGAGUUGUGCAAUAUGCUCCAAUAAUUAAUCCUAUUUGGAGAGUUGAAUAUUUUAAUUAAUAAAAAUAAUGAAAUUAAUACAGCUAUCAUUGAACCCAAACAUAGGUUACCAAUUUUCAAAUAAUUAUGAAAUACAGACUAAUCCCCAAUAGUACUAGGUAUUAUGUGACCUCUCUUUGAUUUGGAAGAAUCUGGAGAACCUUAGAAGAUAUCUCAGGCAUCAUUUUUAGUAUCAAAUGUGAUUAUUCAGAAGUAGGUAUGUAAUAGAGAGUAGAAAUGUCUAGGAGUACUGUCCAGGAGUUUUAAAUAGUUCCCCUUCUCUUGUGGUUGAUGCAUCUCGAAUUCCCAUUGUUAUUGAUAUAUAGUUGCCUCAUUUUUGCAUACUGUCCAUUUCUGGUCCCAAAGCUCUUGACAUUUUAUCCAGGAUAACAUCUGUAAACUGCAAUGUUUCACCUCUACUUCCUUCUCAUCUUUAAUCUGUUUCCAGUUUACUGUCUGAGAGUUGCACCUGCUCAGGGAUCACUCAUGCAGACUUGGAGCUAUGCAAUCAGAGCUGCCUUGAAGGAGGUCACUGCUGAACUUGAACUUUCUUCUGUGCUGGAGAUGAUUUUCAAAAUGGAGCAGUGCUACCAAUGCGGCUUGCUUCGGUCCACACAUGGAGUCCAGCUUCACAAGUUACUUGCCGCUCAAGCAGGGAGCUUGCCAAGAUCCAUUUUACUGAAAAGACUUUAAGAACUUGUAGAAUUUAUUAGUAGAUUGCUGACAGCAAUAGAAAUAUUUUUAUUUUUACAGAUUUUGCAAUUCUGACUUCAGGUUAAAAGCUAACUUGUAUUUAGUCUGGGGGAUUGUGAGUUGAAAAUUUUCAUAUCCUGAUUAACUUUUUUUGGUAGCACACACAGUGUUUUAAAAUAUUUCCUAAAAGAGAUUGAUGUUACCCAUUUUCAUUGCAAACACUUUUUUUUGCAGAUCAAUUUAACUGUCAUAUUUCAGGAAAAUUCCACCAAGUUCAAUGAAUUAGCUGGGAAUUUUAUUUUUUAUAUUUAGUGGUUAAUCUCUGUUUAAUGUUAAGAUUAGCCUUCAGAUAUUUUGCAACAAUUCUGUAGGCUUUUGGAAGAAAAACAUCAAAAGUGAAACAAACAAUAAAAUUAUCAGAAAACCUUAGAA